Molecule: messenger RNA, 15946 nt
Organism: Falco peregrinus (peregrine falcon)
Lineage: Eukaryota; Metazoa; Chordata; Aves; Falconiformes; Falconidae
Gene: RELN
Product: reelin
Exons: 64
Coding region: 253-10668 (3471 amino acids)
Biological process (GO): central nervous system development; neuron migration
Molecular function (GO): lipoprotein particle receptor binding
Source: RefSeq, a predicted model, not a curated record
GCUCCGUGCCCCGCACCCCGGCAGCGGCAGGCGGGGACGGCGCAGCCUUCGGCGGGCGCGGAGGGGCCGCCCCUGCCCGCGCCGCGCUCCGCUCCGCUCCGCGCCCGCCUCCCCGCAACUCCCGCGGGCCGCGGCGGGGGGCAGCGCCCGCCCCGUCCCGGCCCGCCCCGGCCCGGCCCGCGCCCAGCGCAGCGGAGCGGCGCGGCGGCCCCGCCGUGCCCUGGAUGCCCCAGCGGCGCCGGCGGCAGCAGCAUGGAGCGGCGGCGGGGCGUCCCCGGGGGCUGGCCCUGCCUGCUGGCCGCCCUGGGUGCCCUGCUGGCGGCGGGCCGGGCGGCCGCCCCCCGCGCCCGCUUCUCGCCCUUCUUCUUCCUCUGCACCCACCACGGUGAGCUGGAGGGCGACGGCGAGCAGGGCGAGGUGCUCAUCGCCCUGCACAUCGCGGGCAGCCCCGCCGCCUACGUGCCCGGCCAGGAGUACCACGUGACUAUUUCAACAAGUACCUUCUUUGAUGGCUUACUGGUAACUGGGCUUUACACCUCUACCAGCGUUCAGGCUUCCCAGAGUGUUGGUGGUUCCAGUGCUUUUGGAUUUGGAAUAAUGUCUGACCACCAGUUUGGAAACCAGUUUAUGUGCAGCGUGGUUGCAUCACACGUGAGCCAUCUCCCGACUACAAACCUCAGUUUUGUUUGGAUUGCUCCACCUGCGGGGACAGGCUGCGUCAACUUCAUGGCUACAGCUACUCAUAGGGGCCAAGUUAUAUUCAAGGAUGCCUUAGCACAACAGUUGUGUGAACAGGGAGCCCCGACAGAAGCUCCCUUACAUCCUCACCUAGCUGAAAUUCACAGUGACAGCAUUAUCCUACGAGAUGACUUUGACUCUUACCAUCAGCAAGAACUGAAUCCUGCUAUGUGGUCUGAAUGCAGUAACUGCGAGGUUGGAGAGCAGUGCGGUGUGAUAAUGCACAGUAACGCUGUCACUUUCUGUGAGCCAUAUGGUCCUCGAGAACUGACCACCAUUGGCCUUAACACAACUACUGCAUCCGUCCUUCAAUUUUCCCUUGGAUCGGGUUCAUGUCGCUUUAGUUACUCAGAUCCCAGCAUCACCGUGUCCUACAGUAAGAACAGUUCUGCAGAUUGGACUCAGCUGGAGAAAAUUAGUGCCCCUUCCAAUGUCAGCACAAUCAUCCACAUCUUGUACCUUCCUGAAGAUGCUAAGGGGGAGAACAUCCAUUUUCAGUGGAAACAGGAUUAUGUUCAUGCUGGUGAUGUGUAUGAAGCCUGUUGGGCAUUGGACAACAUCCUGAUCAUUAAUGCUGCUCACAGAAAAGUUGUGUUAGAAGAUAAUCUUGAUCCUGUGGAUACUGGCAACUGGCUUUUCUUUCCUGGGGCCACAGUUAAGCAUAGCUGCCAGUCGGAUGGGAACUCCAUCUACUUCCACGGGACAGAAGGCAGUGAGUUCAAUUUUGCCACAACUCGGGACGUGGACCUCUCCACAGAGGAUGCCCAGGAGCAGUGGGCAGAAGAAUUUGAGAGCCAGCCUAAAGGGUGGGACAUAUUUGGAGCUGUCAUUGGUACCGAAUGUGGGACACUGGAAUCUGGCUCAGCUGUGGUAUUUCUCAGAGACGGAGAAAGAAAAAUAUGCACUCCUUACAUGGAUGCUACAGGUUAUGGGAACUUAAGAUUUUAUUUCAGUAUGGGGGGAACCUGUGAUUCUGGAGAAUCCCAUGGAAAUGAUGUCAUACUUUAUGCCAAGAUUGAAGGCAGGAGGGAACACAUACCUCUUGAUACCCUGACCUAUGCUGCUUACAAGGUUCCAUCUUUGGUUUCUGUUGUCAUUAGUCCGGAGCUGCAGACUCCUGCAACCAAAUUUUGCCUGAAGCAAAAGAGUCACCAAGGCCACAACAGGAAUACCUGGGCUGUGGAUUACUUCCAUGUCCUUCCAGUGCUCCCUUCCACGGUGACUCACAUGAUCCAGUUUUCCAUCAAUUUAGGUUGUGGAACUUACCAGCCUGGUAACAGUGUCAGCUUGGAGUUUUCAACCAACCAUGGUCGUUCCUGGUCCCUGCUUCACACCGAGUGUUUGCCUGAGAUAUGUGCUGGGUCUCACCUCCCCCACAGCACCGUCUAUGCCUCUGAAAAUUACAGCGGGUGGAACCGAAUAACUAUUCCCCUUCCUAAUGCUGCAUUAACAAGUGACACCAGGAUUCGAUGGAGGCAAACUGGACCAAUCCUUGGAAAUAUGUGGGCAAUUGAUAAUAUUUAUAUUGGUCCAUCUUGCCUCAAAUUCUGCUCAGGGCGAGGACAGUGUACGAGAAAUGGCUGCAAGUGCGACCCUGGCUUUUCAGGGCCGGCGUGUGAGAUGGCAUCGCAAACCUUUCCCGUCUUCGUCUCGGAGAGCUUCACCAGCUCCCGCCUUUCCUCCUACCACAGUUUUUACUCCAUCCGGGGGGCUGAGGUCAGCUUCGGCUGCGGUGUCCUGGCCAGCGGCAAGGCCCUGGUCUUCAACAAGGAUGGGAGGCGCCAGCUCAUCACCGCCUUCCUUGACAGCUCCCAGUCCAGGUUCCUGCAGUUCACACUGCGCCUGGGCAGCAAGUCAGUGCUGAGUACCUGCAAGGCACCCGACCAGCCCGGGGAAGGAGUGCUGCUGCACUACUCCUACGACAAUGGGAUUACUUGGAAACUACUGGAACACUAUUCUUACCUCAACUACCAUGAGCCAAGAAUAAUUUCAGUGGAGCUGCCUGAAGAUGCAAGACAGAUUGGCAUUCAGUUCAGAUGGUGGCAACCGUAUCACUCUUCUCAAGGUGAAGAUGUGUGGGCGAUCGAUGAAAUUAUCAUGACCUCUGUGCUUUUCAAUAGCAUCAGCCUGGACUUCACCAACCUAGUUGAAGUCACACAGUCUCUGGGAUUCUACCUGGGAAAUGUUCAGCCCUACUGUGGACAUGACUGGACUCUUUGUUUUACAGGAGAUUCAAAGUUAGCUUCUAGCAUGCGCUACGUGGAGACCCAGUCUAUGCAGAUCGGAGCUUCAUAUAUGAUACAGUUCAACUUGGUGAUGGGCUGCGGUCAGGCAUUUACUCCUCAUAUGGACAACCAGGUGAAACUGGACUACUCCACCAACCAUGGCCUCACGUGGCACCUUGUUCAGGAGGAAUGUCUUCCCAGUAUGCCGAGCUGUCAGGAGUUUACAUCAGCAAGUAUCUACCACUCCAGCGAAUUUACUCAGUGGAGGAGAAUCACCGUCCUUUUACCACAGAAGACUUGGUCCAGCGCCACACGUUUCCGCUGGAGUCAGUGCUACUACACAGCCCAAGAUGAAUGGGCCUUAGACAACAUCUACAUCGGACAGCAGUGCCCAAACAUGUGCAGCGGACAUGGCUGGUGUGACCACGGCGUUUGCAGGUGUGACUUGGGGUUUCGGGGUACUGAAUGUCAGCCUGAAAAUCCCCUUCCUUCGACUGUCAUGUCUGAUUUCGAGAACACAGACAGCCUGAAGACAGAGUGGCAGGAAAUUAUUGGGGGAGAGAUCGUCAAGCCUGAAGAAGGCUGUGGGGUCAUCUCCUCUGGCUCCUCACUGUACUUCAACAAGGCUGGAAAAAGACAGUUGGUAAGCUGGGAUUUGGAUACAACCUGGGUGGAUUUUGUCCAGUUUUACAUCCAGAUAGGAGGAGACAGUUCUUCAUGCAAUAAACCGGACAGCAGAGAAGAAGGUGUGCUGCUGCAGUACAGCAAUAACGGCGGUAUCAACUGGCAGCUACUAGCAGAAAUGUAUUUCUCUGACUUCAGCAAACCCAGGUUUGUCUAUCUUGAGCUGCCAGCUGCAGCCAAGACACCUUGCACCAGGUUUCGCUGGUGGCAGCCCGUGUUUUCAGGAGAAGGAUAUGAUCAGUGGGCCAUCGAUGACAUCAUCAUUCUGUCAGAGAAGCAGAAGCACAUCAUUCCCGUUGUUAAUCCCACUUUACCCCAGAACUUUUAUGAAAAGCCAGCAUUUGAUUACCCUAUGAACCAGCUGAGCGUAUGGUUAAUGUUGGCCAAUGAAGGGAUGACCAAAAAUGAAAGUUUCUGCUCUGCCACCCCCUCUGCCAUGCUCUUUGGUAAAUCAGAUGGAGACCGGUUUGCAGUGACUCGAGAUUUAACUCUGAAGCCUGGAUACGUUCUGCAGUUCAAGCUGAACAUUGGGUGCACCAACCAAUACAGCAGCUCUGCUCCUGUUCUGCUUCAGUACUCACAUGAUGCUGGGCUGUUCUGGUCACUGGUGAAGGAGGGCUGCUACCCUGCAUCUCCAGGCACAAAAGGAUGCGAGGGAAGCUCCCGGGAGCUGAGCGAGCCAACUGUGUAUCACACAGGAGACUUUGAGGACUGGACAAGAAUUACUAUUGUUAUCCCCAGGUCACUUGCAGCCAGUAAGACUCGAUUCCGCUGGAUCCAGGAGAGCAGCUCCCACAAGAGUGUGCCUCCUUUUGGCUUAGACGGCGUUUACAUUUCUGAGCCUUGCCCCAACUACUGCAAUGGUCACGGGGACUGUGUCUCAGGGGUCUGCUUCUGUGACCUGGGCUACACAGCAUCGCACGGAACCUGUGUGUCUAACGUGCCUAAUCACAGUGAGAUGUUCGACAGGUUUGAGAGGAAGCUAAGCCCUCUCUGGUACAAGAUAACAGGAGGUCAGGUUGGGACAGGCUGUGGAGUGCUCAGCGAUGGAAGAGCUCUGUACUUCAAUGGACCUGGCAAAAGGGAGGCAAGAACUGUUCCGCUGGACACCACAAAUAUCAGGCUAGUUCAAUUUUAUGUACAAAUUGGAAGCAAGGCUGUUGGUAAUUCCUGCAACAGACCAAGAGCCAGGAAUGAAGGUCUUGUUGUUCAAUACACAAAUGACAACGGGAUCACCUGGCAUUUGCUGCGAGAGCUGGACUUCAUGUCAUACCUGGAACCCCAGGUUGUUUCGAUAGACUUACCUCGGGAGGCCAAAACCCCCGCCACCGCUUUCCGCUGGUGGCAGCCACAGCACGGGAAGCAUUCAGCUCAGUGGGCUUUGGACGAUGUCCUAAUAGGUAUGAAUGACAGCUCUCAGACUGGUUUCCAGGAUAAAUUUGAUGGAACUGUGGAUUUACAAGCAAGCUGGUACAGAAUACAAGGAGGUCAAGUAGACAUCGACUGCCUGUCUAUGGAUACAGCUCUGAUGUUCAAUGAAAACAUUGGAAAACCUCGUUAUGCUGAGACUUGGGACUUCCAUGUAUCAGCCUCUUCUUUCUUGCAGUUUGAGCUGAGCAUGGGUUGCAGCAAGCCAUACAGCAAUUCCCAUAGCAUUCACUUGCAGUAUUCUUUAAACAAUGGGAGAGACUGGCACCUGGUGACAGAGGAGUGUGUCCCUCCAACCAUCGGCUGUCAGCACUACACUGAGAGCUCCAUCUACACUUCAGAAAGAUUCCAAAACUGGAAGAGAAUUACGGUCUAUCUCCCACCCCCAACCAACUCCCCCAGAACACGGUUCAGAUGGAUUCAGUACAACUAUGCUUCUGGUGUUGAUUCUUGGGCUAUUGAUAAUGUGGUCCUGGCUACAGGGUGCCCUUGGAUGUGCUCAGGCCAUGGCAUCUGUGAUGCAGGUCACUGUGUGUGUGACAGAGGCUUUGGUGGUCCGUACUGUGUCCCUGUCAUUCCUCUGCCGUCUGUACUGAAGGAUGAUUUCAAUGGUAACUUGCAUCCAGACCUUUGGCCUGAGGUCUAUGGUGCUGAGAGGGGAAACCUGAAUGGUGACACCAUCAAGUCUGGAACAGCUCUCAUUUUUAAAGGGGAAGGACUGAGAAUGCUUGUUUCGAGAGAUCUAGAUUGCACUAAUACUGUGUACAUCCAGUUUUCAUUUAAAUUCAUUGCAAAAGGCACGCCCGAGAGGUCUCAUUCCAUCCUGCUGCAAUAUUCUGUCAACAGUGGCAUCACUUGGCACCUGAUAGAUGAGUUUUACUUCACACAGACUACAGACGUCCUCUUUAUUAACGUUCCUCUGCCCUAUGCAGCCCAAAGCAAUGCAACACGGUUCAGGCUUUGGCAACCUUACAACAACGGCAAAAAAGAAGAAAUCUGGAUUAUUGAUGACUUAAUUAUAGAUGGAAAUAACUUAAAGAAUCCCAUGAUCCUUUUGGAUACAUUUGACUUCGGUCCCAAAGAGGACAACUGGUUUUUCUACCCUGGUGGAAACAUAGGGCUUUAUUGCCCAUAUUCAUCUAAAGGAGCUCCGGAAGAAGAUUCAGCUAUGGUAUUUGUUUCAAAUGAAGUUGGAGAGCACUCCAUUACAACAAGGGACCUGAGUGUAAAUGAAAACACUAUAAUCCAGUUUGAGAUCAAUAUCGGCUGCACCACUGAUAGUUCCUCUGCUGACCCAGUAAAGCUGGAGUUCUCACGAGAUCUGGGGGCAACCUGGCACCUGCUGCUCCCCUUGUGCUACAGCAGCAGCAGCCACCUCAGCUCCCUCUGCUCCACCGAGCAUCACCCAAGCAGCACUUACUACGCAGGCACCACCCAGGGCUGGAGAAGGGAGGUCAUUCACUUUGGAAAACUGCACCUCUGUGGGUUGGCAAGGUUUAGAUGGUACCAAGGAUUUUACCCUGCUGGAUCCCAGCCAGUGACUUGGGCCAUUGACAAUGUGUACAUUGGCCCACAGUGCGAGGAGAUGUGCAACGGGCACGGCAGCUGUAUCAAUGGCACAAAGUGCAUCUGUGACCCUGGGUACUCUGGGCCAACCUGCAAAAUAAGUACCAAGAACUCUGACUUCCUUAAGGAUGAUUUUGAAGGUCAGCUGGAGUCAGACAGAUUCCUGCUUGUGAGUGGUGGAAAGCCAUCAAGGAAAUGUGGCAUCAUGUCUGGAGGAAACAACCUUUUCUUUAAUGAAGAAGGCUUACGUAUGUUGAUGACUCGAGACCUAGAUUUGUCACAAGCCAGAUUUGUGCAGUUCUUCAUGAGACUGGGAUGCGGCAAGGGGGUGCCAGACCCCAGGAGCCAGCCUGUGCUGCUGCAGUACUCGCUCAAUGGGGGCCUCACAUGGAACCUUCUCCAGGAGUUCCUCUUCAGUAACUCCAGCAAUGUGGGACGAUACAUUGCCCUGGAAAUUCCCUUGAAGGCUCGCUCCAGCUCCACUCAGCUUCGCUGGUGGCAACCAUCCGAGAAUGGACAUUUCUACAGUCCCUGGGUAAUCGACCAGAUUCUUAUUGGAGGAAACAUCUCUGGCAAUACAGUAUUAGAAGAUGAUUUCACCACACUGGAUAGCAGAAAGUGGCUGCUCCAUCCUGGUGGAACAAAGAUGCCAGUCUGUGGCUCUACUGGGGAUGCUCUAGUGUUCAUUGAGAAAGCCAGCACCCGCUACGUUGUCACCACUGACAUCGUUGUCAAUGAAGACUCUUUCUUGCAAAUAGAUUUUGCGGCAUCCUGCUCUGUCACAGACUCCUGUUAUGCUAUUGAACUGGAAUAUUCAGUGGACCUUGGUCUGACCUGGCACCCCAUUUUGAGAGACUGUCUUCCCACUAACGUGGAAUGCAACAAGUACCAUCUCCAGAGGAUUCUCAUUUCGGACACUUUCAACAAGUGGACCCGGGUUACUCUGCCUCUGCCUCCGUAUACUAGGUCUCAAGCCACUCGUUUCCGCUGGCACCAGCCUGCUCCUUUCGAUAAGCAGCAAACAUGGGCAAUCGAUAACGUCUACAUUGGGGAUGGCUGCAUAGACAUGUGCAGCGGCCAUGGGAAGUGCACACAAGACAACUGUGUCUGCGAUGAGCACUGGGGUGGGCUGUACUGUGACGAGCCAGAGACCCCCCUUCCGACACAACUGAAAGAUAACUUCAACCGCUCGCCAUCUAACCAGAACUGGCUGACAGUGAAUGGGGGCAAACUGAGCACGGUCUGCGGCGCCGUAGCCUCUGGGAUGGCUCUUCACUUCAGCGGGGGCUGCAGCCGUAUGUUAGUUACAGUGGAUUUGAACCUCACCAGUGCAGAAUUCAUCCAGUUUUAUUUCAUGUAUGGAUGUCUGAUAACUCCUAAUAACCGCAACCAAGGAGUGCUGCUGGAGUAUUCUGUGAAUGGUGGAAUCACCUGGAGCCUCUUAAUGGAAAUUUUCUAUGAUCAAUUCAGCAAGCCUGGCUUUGUGAACAUCCUCCUUCCCUAUGAUGCCAAAACCAUUGGGACACGCUUCCGCUGGUGGCAGCCUAAACACGAUGGCCUGGACCAGAACGACUGGGCUAUUGACAAUGUGUUGAUCUCCGGCUCAGCUGACCAGAGGACGGUGAUGCUUGACACCUUCAGCAGUGCUCCCCUGCCACAGCAUGAGCGCUCCCCUGCCGAUGCAGGGCCCACUGGGAGGAUCGCCUUCGACAUCUUCAUGGAAGACAAAACCACAGUGAAUGAACACUGGUUAUUCCAUGAUGAUUGCUCAAUUGAGAGAUUUUGCGAUUCUCCUGAUGGUGUCAUGAUCUGUGGGAGCCACGAUGGCAGAGAGGUCUAUGCAGUCACCCAUGACCUGACACCUACAGAAGGCUGGAUUAUGCAGUUCAAGGUUUCUGUUGGAUGUAAAACCUCAGAAAAACUUGCACAAAAUCAGGUCCAUGUGCAGUAUUCCACUGACUUUGGUGUUAGCUGGAGUUACUUGGUACCUCAGUGUUUACCAGCUGACCCAAAAUGUUCUGGGAGCGUUUCACAGCCAUCUGUCUUCUUUCCCACAAAAGGAUGGAAAAGAGUAACGUACGCACUGCCUGAAAACCUUGUCGGGAAUCCUGUGAGGUUUCGGUUCUACCAGAAAUACUCAGAUAUGCAGUGGGCCAUCGAUAAUUUCUAUCUGGGCCCUGGUUGUCUGGAAAACUGCAGAGGUCAUGGGGACUGCCUGAAUGAGCAAUGCAUCUGCGACCCUGGGUAUUCAGGUCCAAACUGCUAUCUGACCCAAACAUUGAAGACUUUCCUGAAAGAGCGCUUUGACAAUGAAGAAAUCAAGCCAGAUUUAUGGAUGUCCUUAGAGGGAGGAAAUACCUGUACCGAGUGUGGGAUUCUCGCAGAAGACACAACCCUGUAUUUUGGAGGUGCAACUGUGAGGCAGGCUGUCACUCAAGAUCUGGACCUGCGGGGGGCAAAGUUUCUACAGUACUGGGGGAGAAUUGGGAGUGAAAACAACAUGACAACAUGUCACAGACCAACUUGCAGAAAGGAGGGAGUGCUGCUAGACUAUUCCAUUGAUGGAGGGAUAUCCUGGACUUUGCUUCACGAGAUGGAUUACCAAAAAUACAUCUCAGUCAGGCAUGACUACAUCCUCCUCCCUGAACAUGCCUUGACCAAUACAACUCGCUUGCGCUGGUGGCAGCCUUUUACCAUCAGCAAUGGGAUCGUGGUUUCAGGCCCUGACCGGGCACAGUGGGCGCUGGAUAACAUCCUGAUCGGAGGAGCAGAGAUCAACCCUAGCCAGCUGGUAGAUACAUUUGAUGACGAAGGCAGCUCGCAUGAAGAAAACUGGAGUUUUUACCCUAACGCAGUCAGGACUGCAGGGUUCUGUGGAAACCCAUCAUUUCAUCUCUACUGGCCAAAUAAGAAAAAGGACAAAACGCACAACAUCCUGUCCUCCAGGGAGCUCAUUAUACAGCCAGGAUACAUGAUGCAGUUUAAAAUCGUGGUUGGCUGUGAGGCAACUUCUUGUGGGGACCUCCACUCUGUGAUGCUGGAGUAUACGAAGGAUGCCAGGACAGACUCAUGGCAGCUUGUCCAGACACACUGUCUUCCUUCCUCAUCUAACAGCAUUGGCUGCUCCCCAUUUCAAUUCCAUGAAGCUACCAUCUAUAACUCUGUCAACAGCUCCGUGUGGAGAAGAAUAACGAUCCAGCUGCCUGAUCAUGUCUCAUCCAGUGCAACACAGUUCAGGUGGAUUCAGAAGGGAGAAGAACUAGAGAAACAAAGCUGGGCAAUUGACCAUGUGUACAUUGGAGAAGCGUGCCCUAAGCUCUGCAGUGGCCACGGAUAUUGCACAACUGGAGCCAUUUGCAUUUGUGAUGAAGGAUACCAAGGUGACGACUGCUCUGUUUUUAGCCAUGAUCUCCCCAGUUACAUUAAAGAUAAUUUUGAAUCUGAAAGAGUCACUGAAAUAAACUGGGAAACCAUUCAGGGGGGAGUGAUAGGGAAUGGAUGUGGACAGCUGGCACCCUAUGCCCACGGAGAUUCGCUCUAUUUUAAUGGAUGUCAAAUACGACAAGCUGUGACGAAGCCUCUGGAUCUCACCCGAGCAAGCAAAAUCAUGUUUGUUUUGCAAAUUGGAAGUAUUUCACAAACAGACAGUUGCAAUACCAAUCUGAGUGAUCCUAACACUGUAGACAAGGCAGUGCUCCUCCAGUACAGUGUAAAUAAUGGAAUUACAUGGCAAGUAAUUGCACAGCAUCAGCCAAAGGACUUUAUACAAGCCCAAAGAGUGUCUUAUAAUGUUCCCCUGGAGGCACGCAUGAAAGGAGUCUUACUGCGCUGGUGGCAGCCCCGUCACAAUGGAACAGGUCAUGAUCAGUGGGCUUUGGACCACGUAGAAGUCGUCCUAGAUGAAAAGUCCUAUAUUGCCUCUAAACCUCAUCAGGGUUUUAUGACUAAUCACAGUGCUGCAUGCAUUGAAAGGCAUUUUCUAACUUGUGUUGUAUUUCAUUGUUUGCUGUCAUUGGUUUUACACUAGAAUAAGGUAAGUACCUUCCCUGAAUCAGUAUCGAAUGUACGUUUCCGUUAUAGCUACAGCUCUUUCACAAAGUUUUGUCAGUGAUGGGUUGGUGGAAAAUCAUUUGUACUCUGAGAUGUGCCACAUAGCUCUUGAGGGUCCUGAUCAUCCAGCUCUUCCCCAGGGAGCAUUGGGGGAAGUUAAACCUAGCAGAAAGUGUUCAGCAGCUCACCCUGUACACGGCAGGAAUUUCAGAGGCUGCGGUGAGAAGCCUCACUGCAGUGCAAUGAGACCCACCAACAGCAGUCACCCAGUGUGUUGCAUGGGCAACCUCUCAGCUCCAAGGGGGAAUUCCCACUUUUCUCCAUAAUUAAUGACCACAGAACUGAAGCUACAGCCAGGUAGUGUGCGUCAGUGAAUCUGCAUGGUGGCAUAGCCACGCAUGCCCUUAGACACACAGCAGGUGCCUCCUAGGUUGUGCUUUUGUUUUGUGUCUCUCUGCUGCUUGUUUCUUCUACCAGCUGUGUCACUGCAGUUAAUAGAUACCACAAACCAACAUGGUUACUUAGCUCUGGGUUCAAAUCUUUACCUCACUGGAGCCAAAAAACAUUUGUCAUUGAUAUGAGCCAUCGGGACUUCAGUCUAAGCACAUCACUUUUCUCAUGAUAGUACAAAGCAUUUGUAAUUCAGCCUCAAAAUUUACCCCAAGCCUAGUCCUGAGAGGCAUGUGUUUGCUGUUUUUGGAGGUUUUGUUUAUGUUUCAUUUUGUUAUCCAAAUUUUUUUGUUUCUAUUUGGUUCCUAUUGUGCCCUGUCAACUAAAAAUAAAACCACAGAAAUAAUGAAUGAUGUUAGUAUAUACUGGCUUUUUCACCACAUAUUUUUCAUUCCAUUUGACAAUGUUCUAUUUUCAAAAAUUUUAAAUUGCAGACUUGUAGUUCAAUCUGUGCUUUAGGAAACAUGCAAUAGCCAGAAUGCUCUAUUAGUGACUAAAGACCCAUCGUGACUUCUCGCAAAUUGCUUUACUGUAGGUAGUUAUUGAAUAUGCCCUAGACAGAAUUUUGUUCUAUGUUGGCUGCAUAUUGUUUUCAUCUAACCAGUAUAAUUCCAGUGAUUUCACUGGAAUGUUAUUUAGGGUUUCCUACAUACAUUGGAGCAGUAUUAUCUUCUAUUUAUUUUUUAAUAAUGCACUCAAAACUGUCAAACAGAUUAUGCAGUAGUUGCUCCUAUUAAUUGCUCUUCCGCUGUUUGCUCCAUCAGCAAUACACAGAUAACUGUUUUGGAUCUGUACUUCUCCAAUUCCCUGGUGGUUCGGUGAAUGCACAGAAAAGGCAGAAGGCUCAGCAGAUGCUGACCUGUCUGUUACACACUCGCAAAGCAGCCUUCAGGUUGCCACUGGUAUUCAACAAAAAGCUCCCUCCACACCCUCCAUUAUGGCAGGUGGGAUCUAUUCCUAAUACAGCUUUAUGCUGCCUGGCACAUACUGGGUGCUCCGAACAAGAAAACAACAGGAAAAGUAUGGUAAAGCCUUUUAUCAGUCUGUGAAAAUACGAAUUACAUUUGUUAUUAAUAGUACUGAAAACAUUCUUAAAUCCACCAAAUGCAAGAAAUGCGUAAGUACUCCUGCAAUCUAUAUUAUAUAAUUCUUACCAUGAUCUUAUAAAGCACUAUCAAUCUCUCUUAUACAGUGCUUGCCUCCUACCAAUAUAUAAAAUGAAUUCAGAAAAAUAAAUAUAGACCUACUCUCAUUUUGUGGAUACCAGACUAUACACACUAUACAACAUAACAUGAUACUAGAAUACAUAGGGUAUAUAUAUUUACCUAUAGCAAGAGUGAAAAUCAUGCCAUUUUCUAUAGCAGGCAUGAAGUCUUUAUGUGGCAUCCAACCAGUAGUUGGAAAACCUGUCUCAGAUCUUAGUGAGGACAAGUCUGAGCCAUGUCAGUGUAAGGAAAAAAAGUAUUUCGUUCUUGAGAAUUUAGAUUUCUUUUAUUUUUCACACACUGCACUGCUCUGGUGUUCAGUGUAAGACAUAAAUGUCUGCUUCUUUGUAACUUCUUGAUCAUCUUAUAACAAGACAGAACGAUACACAUAAAAGAUAAGUAAAUAUCUUUUAAGUUAUUAUGUAACCCUUUCUUUGCUCCUUUUUUCAAUUCUUUCUUUUCCUUUCUUGUUGCUUUUUUUUGUUUUGUUUUUUGUUUGUUCAUUGUUUUAAACACCUUCAUCACAACUUUAAGGCCAGAUACAAAAUGGUAUCAUUUGAAGUGAAAUAGAGACUAGGUGCACCUAGCAGUGUCCAGAAUGAGUCCUGAAAAUCUCUGCUGAGCUGAUGCUGAAUGUGAGCAGACCAAAGGCAGGAGGGAGAUGGGGGAACGCAAAGGCCCCUGGGCCAAGGACUAUAUGUUCCCUGGCUGUCCAAGUCUUGCCCAAGCUGAGGCUCUCGCAGCCAAGCUUAAUCCUAAAUUUAACCAGGUCCAGAAAUGGCAAUUUUGUCAGCAAAACACAUUGACAGGCUCUGUUUGGUCCCAUGUACCUAAAGUAAGGCCACUCAUAGUUGGGCUGUGCUUUCUCCCAGGCUCCUGUAUUUUGGCUGCAGAGCAGCCUUCUCCCAACAGAUAGGUGCUCCAUCCUCACUUCACGGUUCUAAUGCUCUCCUCAGAGGUGAGAUGUCACCUUGAGGGCCCAGUGUCUAAGGAACCACCCACUUCCCAGGCAAUGGGAAUGAAAGGGAAGGCAAGAUUAAGACCUCCUCCAAGCCACUUUCCAGAGUGGGUUCAGGGUUAUGAUUUCCCUCCUGCCUUCCUCAGUGAGGCAUUUGGCAUUGCAGUGAGGGUAAUGUUCUGCUGAGAUGACUACAGGAUCAGAAUAAAGACUGAUCUUCAAGGCUUCUUCGCACUUGAGCUACCAAGUGGCAUUAAAACUAUACAAAGUCACUGCAGUCACUCUCUUACACAAAACUCUUGCAAUUCAGCACAGACCUUUCCAUUUCAGAUGAAGAAGUCAGGUGAAAGUCAGGACUAGUCAACCUCAAACAUUAACCCCUCUCUUAACUGCCAGUUGCUCUAGAGCUCUGCCUUACUGUGAGGGUGCCAAAAGUUGUGCCGAGUGUAGAUCUGUUUGCUUUCAUUGUCACCAGGAGCUGGACUGAAUUUCAUUCUUGUAUGUACAUUCUAGUGGGGAAAAAAAUAUAACAAUUUGCAAAGCCUUGGAAAACUAGUUCAUAAGUGACUUGGACUUGCUUAGGGGUUUAUAACCUAGAUUUUGACACAACUGCUUUUAUUCAGUUUAGUCAAUCGUGUUCUAGAUUAGCUGUUGAAAAGGGUGUAAUUUUAUUAUACAGCGCUUUUUUUGAUGAAAUUAGCAUACUACAGCAAAAGCUGUCUUUGCCUCUGAAGGAUGAUAAGUAUUUUGUAAAGUAGGUAAUUAUUCCUUUUUCCUAAGGGCCAUAUUCACUAAAGUAAGCUUAUGCACUACAGAGGAGCGUAUGUCUGAUUACAGUAUAAGUAUUUACUUCUUACAAAGAAAGCUCGCAAGUGAAAACCUGCCUUGCACCCACAAAUGGGAGACUUGUUGACUGUAAUGUCUACUGCAGGCCUUUACUUCACAGAUCACCUUUAAAAUCUGAUGGGCUUCUUGGUUUGAAGGGUCCUAGUAACACCCAGUCCCUUGCAGCAGAGAUGCUUAGGCCAGGCAUCCUUCUCCCACUGCAAGACAAAGCUAGAAAGCACAAGGUCCUAAGCAGGCAGGGAGGAUUAGGAGGGGGAGUCAGAAGUUAUCCUGAGACUGCACAGAUUCACUACACCUUCGUAGCUCCUUUCCUCUGGAAACCGAAAGAAAACUGGGCCAUGCAGUCAUCAGCAGUUCUCCCUGGUGAAGCUCCUUCCACCUGUUGGAGUUGUCCUUGGGGCCUGCAUGGUUAACACAGUGCUCCAAUCUCUUAAGGAAACUGCCUCCUCUGACUGCAUCUAUGGGAGCAUCUUGCAUGCCAUUUUUCCAUGUGGAGAAAGGGGGUCAGGUAGCUCUAAAACCUAGAGUCUGGCAGCAGUAUGUGACACUUUUAGUUUUUUAAAGUAGUCCUCUGAUCGAAAGGUCUUUCCCAUACCCUGGCACUCUACAGUGCAGAGCUCAAGUCACAGUCUCUCUUACAGCAAUGUCUCACCUGCUUUGUAUGUCAAGUGCAUUGCAAGUGGUAGGUCUGAGAGGAGACGUCCUUUAUCAGAACUUAAGAAUACACAAACCUUUUCAUUCUCAUGUAAUUCUGAAUGCAGUUUGGCUGUAGAUCUAUGUAGGCCCGUAUUUGUGUGCAUGCGCUGGGGGUUUGGGCAUGUAUGUAAACACACCAAGAAAAGGCACAGCCAGACGAAACUCUGUGGCUGUUCUGCCGUCCCCUGCCACAGCACAGGCAGUAGGGUCUGUGGUGCUGUAUGUGCAGUUCUGUCCAAGGUGUAGGCAAGCCUGUAUAGGCCAUAAGUAGGCUCAUAUGGAUGCACCAUAGAUUUUAAGGGCUCCAUUUACAAAGCUGCUAAAAUUUGGAAACUGAAGCUGGGUUCCAGCCCUUAGGAGUCAGAUGGGUUUCAGGUGCCAGAGUCCCAGACAGCUGUCUUGUCUACUGCUGCCUUCUCAUGGUUCUUUCUGCCCUCAGUGGAAGAGGUAGAAACCUACAUUAAGUUGGGGUGGGUCUUGUCCUCAAGGUACCUCUUCCAAACAAGUGAAGUGCCGCUUCUUCAAGUACGCUGCAGUCAGGCUGCCUCUUGCCUGGUCUCCUGCCAGAUGUGAUGAUGCUUAUUUCUCAGAUCUUCCUUUAAUUUUGGAUGGAGGUGUACAGGGGAGGGAAAAUUUAAGUCUGGAUAGAAGUGUUGUGCUCUACUUCCUUUAUGGUAAAAGUGGAAGAUAAUGAAGUUGAGUAAAGCUUUUCUUCUGUUCUCAAGAUAAAGCAGUUAAUUGUAAAAGACAGAAGGACAUCUGGAGUAUAAAACGACUGUAAAGAGAUGCCCUGUAUUGAAAGGAUAUGAAGUGCAUACAGCUUUAGUGAAUCUGGCCCUAGGCAGCACAAGUUUUCAUUAGCUGAAAGCUCUUAACAUUUCCCUAAGAUAAUGAGUUAAAAAUAAAAGCGAAGUGGGACAGAUUCUCAAUUGCCUUGUACCUUGCUGUUGUACAAAGGGCGCACUUCACACCACUUUACACAGGCUUGAAAGGUCAUGCAAGGACAAAGAAGAAUCUGUCCCACUAGCUCACUGCUUCGAAAGAAUUUAAAGUACAUAUAAAAGAAACUGACACUCUUCUCUUCCUCCGUCCUUUGAUUU